Molecule: messenger RNA, 5037 nt
Organism: Amphiprion ocellaris (clown anemonefish)
Lineage: Eukaryota; Metazoa; Chordata; Actinopteri; Pomacentridae
Gene: usp1
Product: ubiquitin specific peptidase 1
Exons: 9
Coding region: 216-2681 (821 amino acids)
Biological process (GO): protein deubiquitination
Cellular component (GO): nucleus; cytosol
Molecular function (GO): cysteine-type deubiquitinase activity; cysteine-type endopeptidase activity
Source: RefSeq, a predicted model, not a curated record
GUUUCACCGGCAGUUCAGCGGACAACUCGUCGUCCAGCAGGAAAAAGCGCCAACUUCUGCUGCACCGUCUGAAUUGUCAAACACUCCGUUAACGGUUCGAAGACUGGAUAUUUGGCCAAAUACAUCAGACUUCAAUCUGGAAUGACUCGUUCAGUGAGGUGCGCUGUUGCGUCUCAGUAGAAAAUAGAAAUCACCUCUCCAGGUAGCGGGGAAAGAUGCCAGGUCUGCAGGGGGAGAACGUGGUGGCGGCGCUGGGGAGCCCCGUGAAGAAAAGCAAACUCUCUCUGAAGUUCUUCCAGAAGAAAGAAACCAAACGAGCUCUGGAUUUCUCUGAAACUCAGGCGGAUGAGCCCAAAACAGCUGAACCAGGGGAGCCUGAGCAAAGCGGCUGUGAUCAGGUGGUCCCUGGUCCAUCUCCAUGUCCAGCCUCCCCAGGCCUUCUUCUGCCAUGUGAGAAGAGAGAGAACUUGGUGCCAUUUGUGGGGCUCAACAACCUGGGAAACACCUGCUAUUUGAACAGUAUCUUACAGGUUCUGUAUUACUGCCCAGGCUUCAGAGAAGGAGUCAAGAAGCUGUACAACCUGUCUAAAAGAAAAGACAAACCAAAGGAAGAAACAGAUAAAAGUGAAGAGCAGUCAGACUGUGUGUCUGAAGCUCUCCCAGCUCACAUCGAGCUCCUGGGGAGCUUCAACAGUCUGAUACUUUCAGUGGAGCAGCUGCAGUCCAGCUUCCUGCUCAGUCCAGACAGCUUCAACGAAGGAGAGCUGGCUACACCACCUCGUAAAUUACUCCACACGCUCAGGCAGCUGAACCCCAUGUAUGAAGGCUAUCUUCAGCAUGAUGCUCAGGAAGUUCUGCAGUGCAUCCUGGGAUAUAUCCAGGAGGCCUGUGACACCAUAAGGAAGGAGCAGCAGCUGGAAAAGGAGGAUGACGAUGUGACAGAAGUCAAAGUGGAAAACGGUGUCAAUUUGGCCUCCAGCAGCUCUGUGACAGAAACCAAACCUCCCACAGAAGAGGACGGCCAAGUCAGCGGCAAGAGAAAGAGCGACACUGAGGUGGGAAAUGCCAAGAAGAAGCCAAAAUCUGUCAAGUCAAAGAAAUCUGACACUGUGCAAGACAACAGUAUCAAUAUACCCUUCACUCGCUCUAAAAGAAAGUCAUCCAGUGAUAUCACCAUGGACAAGACCCAGAGUAAAGAUGGAGAGGUCAAAGCGGAGGAGGAGGGGGCGACGAAACUGAACCAGGAAGGAGGAAGUGGUGAAGAGGGGAAAGAUGAAAAAGCAUCUACAGAGACAGAUGGGAAGAGGAAAAAGAGAGCCAAGCUGAGCUGGCUGAGGCCGUCGGGGAAACAGCCGAGUAUCUUCUCUAAGUUUUGCAGCGUGGGGAAGCUCAGCUCCACGACUGUGAAGAACCAAAGUAAAGCAGAGGAGGAACAAGGAGUGACGGACGACCAGAAGAAAAGUCCAGAGCUGCCACCUCAAAACACAGCUGAAGACAAGAAGGCAGUGAAACAUCAAGAGGGCCUGGGCUUGAUGGAGCGCUUGUUUCAGGGUCGGCUGGUUCUGAGGACUCGAUGUUUGGAGUGUGAGAGCUUCACGGAGCGGAGAGAGGACUUCCAGGACAUCAGUGUCCCAGUGCUCGAUGAUCAACCCAGCAGCCCCGAUGACCUCUCUGAGGUCUCUCCAGACCCCAAAACAGAGCUGAAGACUCUGAAAUGGGCCAUUGCUCAGUUUGCAUCAGUGGAGCGCAUCGUCGGAGAGGACAAAUACUUCUGUGAGACGUGCCAUCAUUACACAGAGGCUGAGAGAAGUCUGCUGUUUGACAAAACUCCUGAAGUCAUCACCAUUCACCUGAAGCGCUUCUCUGCCAACGGCUUGGAAUUGGACCCUUACGCAGGUCUCUCUAAGGUGAACACUCCCUUGCAGACCCCUCUGACCUUGUCUCUGGAGGAGUGGUGCACUCGGCCCUCGGCCACUAAAGGUCAACACUACCAGCUCUUCGCUGUGGUCAUGCACAGCGGCGUCACCAUCAGCAGUGGCCACUACACCGCCUACGUCCGCAUGUCAGAUCUGAAAAACGUUAAGCUCGGAUCGCGGGACAGAAAAGAGUCAGGAGAGGAAGAAGAAGAGAAGGAAAGUAAAGAGGGAGCACAGAUCAAAGACGAAGUGCUGCACUACGAUGAUGGAGAGGUAUCCUUCAACCUGAAUGCGAGGGGACAGAGGCGUGCAAGUUUGGCUAAAUCAGGGAGCAAAAAGCUGUCAGAGGGUGGAGUUGGACUCUUGGGAGGCCAGAGGAGUUUGUCCAGUUAUGAGCUUGGGAGCAACAGCAGCAAACACACAGAGAAAGCAGGCAGCGGUGGAACAACAGAGGGAUCCAAACGGAGAAAAACCAUCAACAGCACCAGCCAGAACACUGAAGCUGGACUUAAAAAGGAGCAUGAGGCAGCAGAGGAGGCAUCAGUGGCUCCUUGUGGUGGGGAGGAGGCCACAGAGCAGCAGGCCACAGAGCAGCAGGCUUUAAACAACCUCCUGGAAUACGAAGGCAAAUGGCUGCUAUUUGAUGACUCUGAAGUGCGUCUGUUUGAGGAGGAUGAUUUCCUUCGAGCCUGCUCUCCUGACACGUGCUCCUCCUCGACACCAUACCUGCUGUUUUACAGAAGGAUGCCUGAACCUGGAUGCUGAAAUAAACACUGUGUUGCUGCUGAGCCCCCAGACUAUAGACAGAUGUAUUUUUGCGAUACUAUAAAUUGUGCCAAAAAUACUGUGGCUGCCAUAUUAACAGAGAUAACUUUUCAGUGCAGAAAAACCUGCACCUGUGACAGUUUCUUCUCUCUUGUGGGACCAAGGCCAUUUACUGCUUCAUGUACAAAUAUACACAGGUACUCACCUCAUGGAGGCCAGUUUCAGUUCAAAGUCAUAUUUUAGAAAUACCACAAAUGAGGAUUGGAUUUUCUGAAUGCCAGGGAUGACUAAACCUUUUUCCUGUACACUGUCUUUUUACUGUCUGUACUGUACUAUAAUUUCUUUGACACUGGCUUUACUACUCUGUCAAUAUCUAUAUCACAUUCUAUGCUUUCUGUUUUCUUUUGUAUGGUUAAUUUUUAUGAAAUGGAAAGGCACUUUUGAACUGAAGUCAAACUGCAAAAUGUCUUUUUCCAGACUGAAAGUUUCUCUAUAUUCUGUUCCUUUACUGGGGACUUAAAGUGCUGUAAGUUAGAUUUUUUUUAUUUUCAUUUUUUCCAGAAAAGCCUUUACCUGCCUCUGAAAGGUUUUCCUGUGAACUGGUCCCUUAUGUAGGGGUUUUACAUACAAACAUGUACAUAUUUUGUAUAUCUAAAGGCCUAUGGUUGAUGCCAUCUAUGCUGGUAAACCUAGAGUUUGGGACACUUGCAAGUAGCAGCAUAUAUUUACAUAAAACAGUUUAGUAAAUACAGAGCUUCUGAAUAUUUUGUUAGCUUUUGCAGCGUGCAGUUUAUCACUCACCUCAGACAUCAUAAUAUUUAUGGUGCAUGAUGCUUAAAAAUCAUUUUCUUGAGUAAGCCAUUGGGUUUUUAUAGGAUACAUUUUGCAAGGUUAUAAAGAACUGAUUUCAUAUUAAAUUAAGUGUGUAGAUAACAAGUAACAUAUUUGAAUAUGCAGAUUAGGAUCUGUCGUACAUUUAACUUCAGCUGUAGUUUAGUUUUAUGCUGUGAGGAUGAAGAGGAAGGGUAGAGGGGUAGGAGGAGACAGAAACCUGUGCCCGGUGAGACCCCGACUCCCCCAACAUAUCUACUCACCUCCAGCUGUGUUUCAUUAAAGACUAAACUGUUAAGAAUUGAAAGUGCACAGGGACACAUUUGAGGCUUCAACAAGUUUGAAAGGUAACACAGAAUCGCAAGUUCUUCAAAUGUUUCUAAGCCACGAGGAAAUUUGCAGUUUUAACAGCUGCAUACAGCCAGUUUUCACUGUUGAUAUACAGAGAUCAGCCAGAACAGUAAACACACAGACGGGUGAAAUGAAGAAUAUCGAUUGUCUCCGUAAACUGCAAUAAUCUGCUGGGAAACUUUAGGAGCUGGCAUUUGUGUAGAUCUCACUUUGACACGUACCACCCACCUAAGCAGUGUUGUAGACAGAUAACAGUGGCCUCACCAAAAAACUGGUGUGGACCAACUCAAGGAACACAACAAAGAGCCAAAAGCAGUGACCCAGUCUGAUAAGAGUAUCUAUGAGAUGUUCUAGAACAAGCCAGAUUCAUGAAGGCUCCACUCCAACACCCAAAGGAUCUACUGCUAAUGUCCCCAUACCCCUAGAGGUCUGGUGUCCAUGUUCUGAUGGGUCAGUGGCACAAAGUGGACCUACACAAUGUUAAGUAGGUAGUUUUAAUGUUGUAGCUGAUUGGUGAGUAGAUCAGUUACUAGCAGUACAAACCUUUGGCUUGUCGGCGUCAGGCUCCUUAUAAAGAUGGUUAAUCUUUUAUCUCAAAUGAACUAAACUUGAUGAAACCCAGACGAUUUUCUCCUCAACGUUUAUCAUUUCAGAAUCUGCCACAACAACCUGCAGACAAAUUAGAAUCAGUGUUUGUGGUCAAAACAUGAUAAAGAAAGUGUCCCUGUGCAUGCUCAAAAAAAACCCACUGUCUCACUAACCUGAAUCCACUGCACUAGUUCACCGAUUCUCUUCUAAAAAAUGACAUCAAUUUAUGUUACAAAUACAGUCAUUAACAAUUACAAUAGUAAUACUCAGUAAUGGUGUUUAAACUCACUAAAGGUGACAUUGUUCAUCUCAGGUCCUACCAUGGUUUCAGGGAUUGACUCGUACGUAUCUAAUUUAGAUGUGUUCCUGAGUCAUUCAAGUGAAUCCCAGUUCACAAGAAAUGAUUGUUACCUGGGGGAGAUUUCCAAGAUGAGUAUUUAAAUUUACAUACUUGCAGAGUUGGUGUAAUAAAACAAAUGCAGUCCUGUUACCAGUGUCCUUUAACUUGUGCCCAUUCCAGUUGUAAUUUAUGUUCAAGUUGGAAAGCUCAUAAUAUAAGCAAUAAAGUUUUUACCUUCACAUCUUC